Messenger RNA from Corythoichthys intestinalis (scribbled pipefish), 3724 nucleotides. RefSeq names its product zinc finger and SCAN domain-containing protein 2-like. Gene Ontology annotation, molecular function: RNA polymerase II cis-regulatory region sequence-specific DNA binding; DNA-binding transcription repressor activity, RNA polymerase II-specific. The record is from RefSeq and is a predicted model, not a curated record. The transcript is spliced from 7 exons. Gene Ontology annotation, biological process: regulation of transcription by RNA polymerase II. NCBI's taxonomy places the organism in Eukaryota, Metazoa, Chordata, Actinopteri, Syngnathiformes, Syngnathidae. Gene Ontology annotation, cellular component: nucleoplasm. The coding region runs from base 461 to 3391 and encodes 976 amino acids.
UCUAAGUAAGAAUUUAUUGGACAAAAACGUCCCAUCUUAAAGCUUUGUGGAAGUCGUUUGGCUUAAUGUUGAAGUUUUGCAGGCUGACAUAAUAUUGUAUUGUUUAGCUUAGCUCGCUAGCCAAGACACGUGAUACGCAUUUCGAUUGCCUUAGCUUUAUGCCAUUUGUAAAAACAUUUUAAAAUGGUGGAUUGGGUCGUUCAGUUAACAUUAGAGUGAUUAUAUUUAAUUGAAUGAGACGCUUUUCGACGUUUCUUAACGAUGCGACAAAAUACUACUGACCGAAGGCCAACGUAAGAACGCCAAGCUAAAGAGUAGAGACGUGAAAGAUGAGAAGAAAUCCAGGCCAUGACGAGCAACUGAAAAACAAAAGAAAAUGAGGUGUCCCGCAGACGUCACUGUUUAAGAGCGUCACCCUCCGGAGCACGAUCCCCUCUACGUUAAACAGGAGGAGUCGGAUAUGGAGUACAUCAAACAGGAGGAGGAGUCAGAGACCCCCAACAUUAAUGAGGAACAGGAAGAUGAAAUCCCCAGGUUUCCAAUGACUGUCGAUGUGAAGAGUGAAGAAAGCGAAGUUCCAAGCAAAGAGAGCGGAGCAGUGAAACCUUCGAACGAUGGCUCAUUUCAACACCUGUCAACCAAAGAAGAGGGACGAUCGCAACCUUACGAUGUCACAGUGGAAGAUCUUCACCCAGAGAAGCAUGAUCCUCCCCACGUUAAACAGGAGGAGUCGAAUAUGGCGUACAUCAAACAGGAGGCGGAGCCAGAGAGCCCCAGCAUUAAAGAAGAAAAACAGGAAGAAGAAAUCAUGUUUCCAAUGCCUGUCGCUGUAAAAAGCGAAGAUGAUGAUGAAGGUCACAGCAAAGGGAAUGGAGCAGCGAAACCUUCGAAGGACAGCUCAUUUCAACACCUGAGAACAAAAGGUGAGGGACAAUCGCAACCGGACGACCUCUUAGCACCACUCUCGGACACUGAUGACGUAACGUCCCACUCUUCUGACUUUGACACCGAUGAGGAGGAUGUUGACUCGGAUGUGUCGAAAUCCUUUAACAAGUCAUCACUGAAAAAAGACUCAAAAGAAUGCGCAGAUGUCACAGUGGAAGAUCUUCACACGGAGAAGCACUAUCCCCUCCACGUUAAACGGGAGGAGUCAAAUAUGGCGUACAUUAAACAGGAGGCAGAGCCAGAGAGCCCCAGCAUUAAAGAAGAAAAACAGGAAGAGGAAAUCAUGUUUCCAAUGCCUGUCGCUGUAAAAAGCGAAGAUGAUGAUGAAGGUCCGAGUGGAUCAGCGAAACCUUCGAAGGACAGCUCAUUUCAACACCUGACAACAAAAGAUGUCACAGUGGAAGAUCUUCACCCGGAAGAGCACGUUAAACGGGAGGAGUCGAAUAUGGCGUACAUCAAACAGGAGGCGGAGCCAGAGAGCCCCAGCAUGAAAGAAGAAAAACAGGAAGAGGAAAUCAUCAUGUUUCCAAUGACUGUCUGUGUAAAAAGCGAAGAAGAUGAUGAAGGUCCGAGUGGAGCAGCGAAACCUUCGAGCGACAGCUCAUUUCAACACCUGACAACAAAAGAUGUCACAGUGGAAGAUCUUCACCUGGAAAAGCACGUUAAACGGGAGGAGUCGAAUAUGGCGUACAUCAAACAGGAGGCGGAGCCAGAGAGUUGCAGCAUUAAAGAAGAAAAACAGGAAGAGGAAAUCAUCAUGUUUCCAAUGACUGUCGGUGUAAAAAGCGAAGAAGAAGAUGAAGGUCUGAGCGGAGCAGCGAAACCUUCGAGCGACAGCUCAUUUCAACUCCUGACAACGAAAGAUGUUACAUUGGAAGAUCUUCACCUGGAGAAGCACGUUAAAUGGGAGGAGUCGAAUCUGGCGUACAUCAAACAGGAGGCGGAGCCAGUGCGUUGCAGCAUUAAAGAAGGAAAACAGGAAGAAGAAAUCAUCAUGUUUCCAAUGACUGUCGCUGUAAAAAGCGUAGAAGAAGAUGAAGGUCUGAGCGGAGCAGCGAAACCUUCGAGCAACAGCUCAUUUCAACACCUGACAACAAAAGGUGAGGGACAGUCGCAACCGGACGACCUCUUAGCACCACUCUCGGACACUGACGACGUAAUGUCGCACUCUUCUGUCUUUGACACUGAUGAGGAGGAUGUUGACUCUGAUGCGUCGAAAUCCUUAAACAAGUCAUCACUGAAAAGAGAGACAAAAGAAUGCGCGGGUGGGAAACCUUUUUCCUGCUCACAUUGCGAUAAAACAUUUACUACCAAGGAACAUUUAAUCAAACACAUGAAUACACUCACUGAAGAAAAGCCUUAUGUCUGCACAUUUUGUGGUAAAAGAUUUGGCCGGAAGGGAACUUUAAAAAUACACAUACGAACACAUACUGGAGAGAAGACUUUCGUCUGCUCUGUUUGCGAUAAAAGGUUACGUACGAAGCAAGCCUUAACGAGCCACACGAGGACACAUACUGGAGAGAAACCUUUUGUCUGCACAUUUUGUGGUAAAAGAUUUGGUCGGAAGGAAGCGUUAAAAAGACACACGAGAGAACACACUGGAGAGAAACCUUUUGUCUGCACAUUUUGUGGUAAAAGAUUUGGUCAGAAGGAAGCGUUAAAAAGACACACAAUGACACACACUGGAGAGAAGCCUUUCAUCUGCUCUCUUUGCGAUAAAAAAUUUUGUACCAAGCAAGCGUUAACAAGACACACGAGAACACACACUGGAGAGAAGCCUUUUGUCUGCACAUUUUGUGGUAAAAGAUUCGCCCAGCAGGGAACUUUACAGAAACACACAAGAACACACACCGGAGACGAGCCUAUUGCUUGCUCUGUUUACGAUAAAAGAUUUCGAACGAACUAUCAGUUUACAAGACACACGAGGACACAUACUGGAGAGAAGCCUUUCGUCUGCUCUCUUUGCGAUAAAAAAUUUUGUUCGAAGGAAGAAUUAACAAGACACACGAGAACACACACUAAAGAAAAGCCUUUUGCCUGCUCUCUUUGUGAUAAAAAAUUUCGAACGAACUAUGAGUUGACAAGACACACGAGGACACAUACUGGAGAGAAGCCUUUCGUCUGCUCUCUUUGCGAUAAAAAAUUUUUUUCGAAGGAAGAAUUAACAAAACACACGAAAACACACACUAAAGAAAAGCCUUUUGCCUGCUCUCUUUGUGAUAAAAGAUUUCGAACGAACUAUGAGUUGACAAGACACACGAGGACACAUACUGGAGAGAAGCCUUUCAUCUGCUCUCUUUGCGAUAAAAAAUAUUGUUCGAAGGACGAAUUAACAAGACACACGAGAACACACACUAAAGAAAAGCCUUUUGCCUGCUCUCUUUGUGAUAAAAGAUUUGGUUCGAAGCAUGCAUUAACACAACACACGCGCAUACACAUUAGGUAAAAAGGUUCACCCUGAAGCGAGAAUCAAUUCAUGACGCAGAACACACACCGAAGAGAGCCCUUUCAUAUGAUCCGCGUGCUGUAAAACCUUCUCUUACAGGGAACCACGGACAACUUGUAGUUCUUAAAAGAUAAGUGUUAGUAUGGGUUAUAAUUAGGGCUGUCAAACUUGUCGCGUUAACGGGCGGUAAUUUAUUUUCUUAAUUAAUCACGUUAAAAUAUUUAACGCAUUUAUCGCAUGCGCGGAAUGACCCACUCAUGCAUUGCCGCAAACAGACUACAGUGGCGCGUUUUUUUGUACAUUGAGCGCUAAGAGGCAGAGAAAAGCGCGUAG